Sodiomyces alkalinus F11 is the source of this 1510-nucleotide messenger RNA. RefSeq names its product solute carrier family 25 member 38. The record is from RefSeq and is a predicted model, not a curated record. The transcript has 2 exons. Gene Ontology annotation, biological process: glycine import into mitochondrion. The coding region runs from base 162 to 1145 and encodes 327 amino acids. Gene Ontology annotation, cellular component: mitochondrion; mitochondrial inner membrane. NCBI's taxonomy places the organism in Eukaryota, Fungi, Ascomycota, Sordariomycetes, Glomerellales, Plectosphaerellaceae. Gene Ontology annotation, molecular function: glycine transmembrane transporter activity.
CGGAAUACACGAUUGGCCUAGUCAGAAUAACCUCACCCUAUUUUUAUACGGUUCCAGUACGCUGUAUCUGACAUAACCUUCCGGUCGCCUUUGUCUCGUGUCUUUCGAAUUCCAAUCCCGUGAUAAUCUUUCUGCCCAGGUCCCGCUAGUAGACACCCCGAAUGGCUCAGAGCGGCCCCAACAAGUCAAUGUCAACUCGACACUUCAUGGCUGGCCUUGGAUCUGGUCUCACAUCUGCCAUUCUUCUUCAACCCCUGGACCUGCUGAAGACCAGAGUCCAGCAGGCGAAUCACCGAAACUUGGCGUUCCACUUCAAACAAGUUGCAUCAUCACCUGGAAGGAUAUGGGCCUUUUGGCGAGGCACCGUGCCUUCGGCUCUCAGGACAGGUUUCGGUUCUGCUCUAUAUUUCACGUCCUUAAACACGAUACGUCAACAUAUAUCACAAACUUCCCACUGGGCCGGAUCUGGUAGCCCAAACACUAGGAUCUCGGCCGCAUGCUCGAGCUCCUUGCCCAAGCUCUCCCCUUCGGCCAACCUACUUGCAGGUGCAGUUGCCAGGACAUGUGCUGGCUUCGCCCUCAUGCCCCUAACAGUAAUCAAGGUGCGGUACGAGUCAAGUCUGUAUUCGUACUGCUCGAUGUUACAUGCAUCACGAGAUAUCUACGCCACGAGUGGCGUCCGAGGCUUUUUUUCGGGGUUCGGUGCAACCGCUGUCCGUGAUGCUCCAUACGCUGGCGCAUAUGUUUUAAUAUAUGAGUUUUUGAAAAAGCAUCUUAGCAUCAUGGCCAUCAAAGGAUCAACCUGUCCGCAAGAUGGUCCCCACACGUCACUCAGCACGACACAGGCCGGAGUAAUUAACUUCACGUCGGGCAUUCUAGCAGGUGGUGCCUGUUCGGUAAUCUCCAAUCCCUUCGACGCAAUCAAGACCAGGAUUCAACUAGAGCCGUCGUCUUAUCUCAACAUGUAUCAAGCAUGCUAUAAGAUGGUUUCGCAAGAAGGCGUUCGAUCGCUUUUUGAUGGACUAGUGCUCCGCAUGAGCCGGAAAGCCCUCAGCUCCGCGCUGGCAUGGACAUUGUACGAGGAAUUGAUGCGAAGAGCAGAAGGUGCAUUGGAUAUCAGAACGGGCACGGCGGCAAAUCCCUAGCGCUACCUGCACCACAUGCAGAGUAUUAUAAGGUCCUUUCCGUUUAAGAAUUCAUUUAAGAAGAGCAAGGACAUGUCUCAACAAGAACCCAACCCCUGCACCCUGGAAGAACCAAAGAAAAGUGUAAGAUACCUGCGCGAAUACACGAUGCAACUCAAGCCGGCCGAGCACCCGCAAGGUACAUGAGGAGGGCGGGCGACUUGCUUCGCUUGCGGUCGCUCUUCUUCCGUACCCAUUCAAACUUGGGGUCUUCUCGCCCACUCCUCUUAUCACCCACCUCAAGUAGGAGCCUGCUGGAUCUCUUUUCACGCACACCUCGCGUAUGCUUCCAUAAUGUGUCCUGCUCCCAGUCAGGCACCCAUCGC